Molecule: messenger RNA, 13023 nt
Organism: Pseudophryne corroboree (corroboree frog)
Lineage: Eukaryota; Metazoa; Chordata; Amphibia; Anura; Myobatrachidae
Gene: ADAMTSL3
Product: ADAMTS like 3
Exons: 31
Coding region: 298-5625 (1775 amino acids)
Biological process (GO): extracellular matrix organization
Cellular component (GO): extracellular matrix
Source: RefSeq, a predicted model, not a curated record
ACAGAACAGACCUGUUGCAUUUGCAUUCAGCCGCUUGACUUGUGCAGGCAGCUUACAGCUGUAUCCAGGAGCUGAGCAAGUUUCCCUCUGUGGUUUACAGCUGUGCCACACACUCAAUGAUCACAAUGGUGUCCUCUGCUCCAAGCCAGACCCAGACAGACCACGAGAGAUCAUGAAGAUUUGAAGACUGUAUAUUCCUAUUUGCGCUUUCUGGACUGUGACAUUCCCCUUUCUGCAUACAGUGUAAUAGUUUUAUGAGGAGUAGACGUGGGAGCCAGUCCUAGGAAGGAAGAGCAAAUGAGGUUGAAGUGGACUGGUGACGACAAGAUGGCCUCUGGGGUUCUGUCGGUGUUGGUAAUAAUUUCGCUGACUGUUAAAUGUUCAACAUAUCAGGCUGCAGCUGAACAGGAGCAAGGCGCAUACUUCCUUCCUGAAUUUGCCCUUUCUCCUCAAGGGAGUUUCCUUGAAGACACAACCGGGGAGCAGUUUCUAACAUACCGCUACGAUGAUCAGACUUCCAGAAUUACACGUUCCGAUAAUGAGAAAGACAGCGGAUGGGAUGCUUGGGGCAACUGGAGUGACUGUUCUCGUACCUGUGGUGGGGGGGCAUCCUACUCUUUACGGAGAUGCUUGAACGGCCGGAGCUGUGAAGGCCGGAACAUUCGUUACAGAACAUGCAGCAAUAAUGACUGUCCUUCUGAAGUUGGGGACUUCAGGGCCCAGCAGUGCUCAGCUCACAAUGAUGUCAAGUACCAGGGACAGUAUUAUGAGUGGCAUCCAGUCUACAAUGAUGCCACUGCUCCGUGUGCACUCAAGUGUCAAGCUGUGGGGAAGAACGUGGUCGUGGAGCUCGCUCCUAAAGUCCUCGAUGGUACACGGUGUAACACAGAGUCUCCAGAUAUGUGUAUCAGUGGUAUCUGCCAGGCUGUGGGCUGUGAUCGGCAGCUUGGGAGCAACGCCAAAGAAGACAAUUGUGGAGUGUGUGCCGGAGAUGGCUCUACGUGCAGGCUGGUGAGGGGACAAUCCAAAACCCAUAUGUCCCCUGAAAAAAGAGAAGAGACAGUAAUUGCUGUACCGCAUGGAAGCCGCAGCGUGAGAAUCACACUGAAGGGACCAGCUCACAUUUUUGUAGAGACAAAAACCUUGCAAGGUGACAGUGCAGAGCACAUCUUUACUAAUGCCGGGACAUACACUCUGGAAAACACAACAGUAGAAUUUCAAAAGGGAUCAGAAAGGGAAGUUUUAAAGAUGCCUGGGCCACUGCGUGCAGAUUUCAUCAUUAAGACGAAGUACGUUUCUCCUAAAGAUAGCGUGGUACAGUUUUUUUUCUACCAACCCAUUAGUCACCAGUGGAGGCAGACAGACUUCUUUCCGUGCACUGUAACCUGUGGGGGAGGUUAUCAGCUAAAUUCAGCAGAAUGUGUCGAUAUGCGAUUUAAUCGAACUGUCCCGGAUCACUAUUGUCAUCAUUAUCCAGAAAACAAGAAGCCUAAACCUAAGCUGAAGGAGUGCAAUAUGGAUCCCUGUCCAUCUAGUGAUGGGUUUAAGGAGAUAAUGCCCUACGACCAUUUCCAGCCUCUCCCACGGUGGGAGCAUAAUCCAUGGACAGCAUGCUCGGUUUCCUGUGGCGGGGGUAUUCAGAGACGUAGCAUUGUGUGUGUAGAAGAAACAAUGCAUGGAGAGAUAUUGCAGGUGGAGGAAUGGAAGUGCAUGUAUGCUCCCAAACCAGCUGUCAUGCAGACCUGUAACCUCUUUGACUGCCCCAAGUGGAUGGCUAUGGAAUGGUCACAGUGUACAGUGACGUGUGGACGAGGCUUACGCUAUAGAGUAGUGUUAUGCAAUGACCAUCGGGGACAGCACACCGGAGGCUGCAACCCUCAGCUAAAGCCACAUAUAAAGGAGGAAUGCAUUGUGCCUGUACCAUGUUUUAAACCCAGAGAAAAGUUCCCUGUGGAAGCAAAACAUCCGUGGCUGAAACAAGCGCAGGAACUAGAGGAGCCUAGAACAGCAUCAGAUCAGCCAACGUUUAUCCCAGAAGCCUGGUCACCUUGUAGUGCCACUUGUGGUCGAGGCGUACAGGUGAGGGAAGUCAAGUGCCGUAUUCUGCUGACAUUUACUCAGACUGAGCUGGAACUGCCAGAAGAGGAAUGUGAGGAGGAAAAACCGAUUAUGGAAAGAACUUGCCAUCUUCUGCCAUGUCAUGGGGAUACAGUGGAUCAAGUAUUAGAACUUCCACCACAGGAGGAGGAUUCAGCUGAGAUGUAUGACUGGGAAUAUAUUGGCUUCACAUCCUGCUCUAGCUCUUGUUCAGGAGGAAGACAAGAAGCCAUAGCAGCCUGCCUUCACAUCCAGACUAAGCGAGCCGUGAACAAUUCCCUCUGUGACAGCUCCAUGCGCCCCCCUGCAAUGACGAGAGUGUGCAAUACCAAACUGUGCCCCCCAAGGUGGCAGAUUGGGUCCUGGAGUCAGUGCUCUGCUACAUGUGGGGUUGGAAUACAAACAAGAGAUGUGCAUUGUUCCAGCCUGACUGAGUCUAGUAACAAUUAUGAGCAGGCGUGUGAUGGUGAAAAGCCUUCAGCCUUGCAGCCUUGCAACCAGAUCGAUUGCCCUCCUGCUUGGCAUGUAGAGGACUGGCAACAGUGUUCUCGGAUGUGUGGAGGAGGUGUCCAAAACCGCAAAGUGAGCUGCAAACAGUUGUUGGCAGAUGGGAGCUUUAUGAAGCUUUCUGAAGAACUGUGCCAGAUGCAAAAGCCGGCUAGUCAGAAACCUUGUGGUAAAGUUGAUUGCCCCCUACAGUUAACGACGGGAGAAUGGUCCAAGUGCUCCGUGAGAUGUGGUGUUGGAGUCCAGAGGAGGACGCUGGUUUGCCGGAAGAUAACGUCUAAGGGACAAAUCGUUAUUGUGAAUAAAUCCCUAUGUCAUGGACUUCCUGUCCCAGCACUUGUUAGAGCGUGUCGCGUGGGGGCAUGCCACAAAAACAAGCAGCAUACGUCAAACAAAGAAGACCGUUUUGGGCCUCCAGAAAUUCUCAGCGUCCAUCGUGUUUACAUUCAGACCAGACAAGAAAAACGCAUUAAUUUUACUAUUGGAAGCAGAGCAUAUUUACUUCCCAAAACAUCUGUUAUGAUAAAAUGUCCUGUACGCCGCUUCCAAAAGUCACUUAUUAAAUGGGAAAAAAACGGACAGCCUGUGAGACAUUCCAAGAAACAUGGGGUAACAAAGUCAGGUUCGUUGAAGAUUCAUAACCUGGAAGUGCAGGAUAUUGGAGUAUACAAGUGCAUUGCAAACUCUGUGUAUGAAACAUUUGUUCUCAAACUGAUAGGCACUGAUAAUAGACUCCUGGAGCCACCAAGCUUUCAAAAAGACCCCAAUGAAGCACACAAUUUGGGAGAAAAGUGGCAUAAAAUGAGCAAGAUGUGGAAGUCAUGGAAUAAAAACAAUAAUUUAUAUCUUGAAGACAGCCAGGCCCAGGAUGUGAUGGUCUUAAGGAACCUUGAAACUCUUGUGACAAACUCUGCGGAGAUCUAUGGUUCCCAAGAGUUUAGGGACCGGAGGAUGGAGGCUGCAGUGCUACAAGGAGCUUACAGUAUGGACAGUGUCCAGUUUGAGGCUCUGGUUAGGAACAUGAGUGAACUCAUUGAGGCUGGUGAAAUUAGUGAUGAUUUUGCAAGUCAGAUAAUUUCCCAUGUAGUGAAUGAGUUGUCUAAACCACAAUCACCCGUGGAAAAGUGGAAGGGACCCAAUGAAGAUAAUUUAUCAGACCAUAAGUUGGUUGCAAAAGAACCAAAUACAUCAGUGUUUUUAAGUAAUAAAGCCACAGAAAAGGAUAAUCGAAAGCGACUACUCAUCAUUCGCAAAAAAAAGAAUGGUUAUAUAUUGUCUCCUAACAGGACCCUGCAUUUGAUCAUUGGGAGUAAUGGCUUCAUCACUAAUAAUACCCACAUCAUUACCAUUCAGUGUGACGUUGAUGAUGAAGUUAAGACGAAAUUCACUUGGAGUAGGGAAGGAGAAGCUUUGAAGCUCUCUGACAGGAUUUUCCUGGAAAACAGCAAAAAAUUGCAUAUACAUAGCCCUACAGUAGAAGACAUGGGUGCGUAUCAAUGUGAAGCUGUUAAUGAACGAGGAUCUGAUGUGGAAACAUCACACUUAUAUCUCGCAGAAGCACCUAUCAUCCAAUCCUCCAGAAGGAAUAUCACCAGACUGGAUGGGGGUAACAUUUUGGCCAUCGUGGGUGACACUUUGGUGACAAGAACAAGAGUGAAUAUUACACUGGAAUGCCCCGUGAAAGGUUUCCCUAAUCCCAAACUAACAUGGCUGAAGAAAGACUACCCCAUGCCAAACAAUUCAUUUGUGCUUUCAAAUGGAUCUCUUCUGCUGACAAACAUCACAGCUGAGGAUGAAGGGAUGUACACUUGCAUUGCAACAAACGCUCUUGGAAAAACAGUAGCAAUGUCUGUUGUGCAACUAUCUGGUAACAAAGCCCAUAACUAUACAGAGGAACAGUCCCGAAAAGGAAAACGUCGAGUUCUGAUGGCGUCUUCAUUAGGAACUAGCAUUGUGGGUAAACUCGGGGACCUCUUACGUAUUGGUUGUCCUGUGCAAACGAGCCAUCAGAACACAAUUCACUGGUUUCUAAGGAAACAACCAAUAGAAGGCAUUAACAACCUAAAAUACCGUGUUUUGGUGUCUGGACGAGUUCUGGAAAUAAAUAACUUAUCUGAGCAUAGUACUGGAGAAUACAGAUGUUGGACUUCAAGUGAUUCAAGGAUUGUGUCUGCCUGGGUGAAUGUAUCUGUAGAAGACUAUAGGCUGGAUUAUGGUGAAUGGACUUCUUGCACAGCUACGUGUGGAAAUAUGGGUUCUCAGUUUAGAACACAGCAUUGUCUGAACUCCGAGGGACACCGUGUGAAUAAUUCACUGUGUGAACAUCUUGGACCAUUAGUGGCAAAUUCUCAGCCUUGCAAUAUAAAAGACUGCCCAAUAAGAUGGACAAAAGGAUCGUGGUCUGAGUGUUCAGCCUCUUGCGGCUCAGGGUUCCAGAAGAGGCAAGUGGCUUGCCAGCAGAUUAUGACAGAUGGUGCCGUAAAAGAGCUGCCUUUACAUUCCUGCGGAUUCACUGAGCGCCCAGCGGCACAGAAACCAUGUGCUGUCGAUACCUGUAUGGACUGGAUUCCUCAGCCAUGGGGACAGUGUGUUAAUCGUUGCACCGGACAAGGAAUGGGCUUACAGCAUCGGCACAUCCUGUGUCAGCACCGGAAUGGGACCACUGUGCCAGACAUUCACUGUGACAGAAGGAAGAGGCCAGCUUCCAGAAGGAACUGUUCUUCAGAGAUGUGCGAUGUGUACUGGAAAACAGGGAACUGGAGACCAUGCUCUGCUGCCUGUGGAAGUGGCUUUCAGUCUCGGAAAGUAGAAUGUGUACAUAGGAAGAACGGAAUGGUCUUGGCUGAUCAAUACUGCGUAUGGAAACGGAGGCCCUCAACUUGGCAGCACUGCAAUAUUACGUCCUGUGGAAAAGGAGAAUGCAAGGACACAACUCACUACUGUACAUUUGUAAAACAGCUUAAGCUUUGCUUAGUAGAGCUCUACAAACAGAGGUGUUGUGAAUCGUGUAAUGGAGCAUAACUUCUCCUGAAAACCGUAUUCUGCGGUAAACUGAAGAGAUGAGAAGGAGCCACCAAAAACUGUAUAAAGUGUGUACAUUUAAGUUUAAUAUUUAGAUAUUAAGGUCUAUUCAAUGGAACAUCCCUAACUGCUGCCCCCCCCACCCAAAAAAAAAAAAAUGGUGGAGUUUUCUUUUCAUCAAGUGCCGUGCCCUGAUGCAUCAUUUUGAUUUGCUAAGACGUUUUUCCCCACAGAUAGAGAGAUCCCUGAGCCUGUUCCAACCUCAGAACAAAAGGGAACAAAUUUAAGGAGAAUCUUUGUGCAACGUUUAUGUUUCAGUUAGAUUUCUAUUUAGAUGAACCAACAUCCGACUCCAUUUGAUUUUUUUUCUAGCUAAAUGUGUUGCUAGUAUAACAUACUACAAAAUUGUGGAAUUAUUUGUUUUAUGCAGAAUUAGGGAUUUCCAUUGAAUAGAGUUAUGAGAAGAGGACAGAAGUUAUUUGACGCUACAUCAAAGCUUAAUUUGAUGGAUAGAGAAAUGUUAUAGCAAGUUGAUGAGCUAAAUGUCAUAGCCUGCGAGAAGCUGGAAGUGCCGGACUAUGUGCAAGAAUGCCCAUAUUCUUAAAGUGGCAAUAAUUUGCAAGGGAAUACCAACCUAGUUUUUCCUUGUAAAGUAUUGCCGCUUUAAUAAUACGGGCAUUUUCGCACAAAGACCCACACCUCCGGCUUAUCGCAGGCUAUUACAUUUAGCCCAAUAUGUCAUCAGCUGGAUAACCAAAAUUCAAAGGCUCGGUGAAGGUUCAUAGCAGUAAACAUGCAGGUAUGGAUUCAAGGCUGUAUUACUGAGCAGUGUUCUGAUGUUGCCUUGUUUCAUCUAUGCAGUAGUUCUCUAGCUAUGGCUCAGUAAAUAUCAGUGUGAUCAGUGCAAAUCAGAAAUGUCAUUUUCAUUUUUGUCUAAUUGUACAUUUUAGAAAAUAAUAUUUUGUUAAAAAAACACAAAACAUUGUUCACUAUAAUAUAAUGAGGUGUCUAAGAAAGUCUAAUUCUUCAAGGUUUUACAUAUGCAAACAUUUUGCAAAGCUUUUAACAAAUAUGUAAUACAAUUUAAUUUUUUUUUAUUUGUAAAAAAAAAUAUAUUCCUUUUGGCAGUGGGUAUACAGCCCUGCCUCCCACUCAACAUCCUCUACUACCUGUAUAGCGGAGUACAAUAAUUCAUCAUAUGCAAGAUAUACCUAUAUGCUAAAUCUAGCACUACAUUAAAGUUACAUGCUGUAGUGCUGUUAUACUUAUGUGUGUGUGUGUAUGUGUGCAAGUCUAUCAGCAGCAGUAUUAAUGCUAUCAAUUGGUGCCAUGUCCUGCAGCAAUGAUUAGCACCGAACAGCAGCGAUAGUCGGAAAUCUUCUGUUGUUCUAUACAGUAUUUACAAUUAACUGUUUAUUUGCCAAAGGGACCGUGACUCUCAUCCUUUACCAUUAGAUUUUAGUAGGCUAAAGUAAACACUAGCUGUGACCACAUUAAGUAAUUCAGUUCCAUUUAGUGUAUAAUAUAUAUAUACAGUCUGACUAAUCCAUAUUUACUAUUAAAGGUGCUAGACCCUAAGUUAAGUUAAAUAUUUUUUAUAAAUAUUUUAAUAAAAGUCUAUCCCCAUAUAAUUAAAAAGUCAUGUUUAGUCACUACAUUAUACAUCAUUGGAUCUGUAUAUGAGCAGCAAGACGUCUAAUCAUGUUACCAAAGGACAAUUGCUCUCAUUUCAGGUUGCACAUAAUGGGGUCAUUCUGCACCAGUGAUUUGUGACCCCGGUCGGUCUGCUCAGCUGCCUAGUAGUGUUUUUGUUCCACAAUUGUAUGCAUAGGCCAGAACUGUGGCUCUUCCACUGAUACAAUGGUUGUCACCAGCUGAUGGAAGGGUUUGGGUGGUUUUGGGUAUGCUUAGCUGAUUGCACUCACAUGCAAAAAAUAUUUAAUUAUUAUUAUUAAAACUACAUAAAAGGAUCUCAAAGGUGCAUUUGCAUGGCCAUUCCUGGCUGUAGAUGAGGGCUCAUAGCUACUCCCUCCCUACAACAGGGCUGCUGGGGUCUCAUGACUUACAUGUAAUGGGACAUAUUUUGCAUCUUCCAGUCACACGUCUGUGGAAUAUCUAAAGUUUAAACACAAUUCACUGUAAUAAAAAGCUUCAAACACUCAAAAUGACAGCAUAGUAUAUACAGUCAGAUAAAACCUGAAAUGCUUAAUUAAAGAAGUGUGGAAUUCUUAAAUUGUUAUUAGGUUUCAUUGUUUCUACCUUGUGCGGUGUCACUCAUCAGAAUGUUUUUCCCAGGGUUGUUCCAGGAGCCAGUCAGUGGCUGUGCACAGUGACACAUGCAGACACAACAAGUCAGCACAUAAUGAAGCAUUUCUGUCUGCUCCUAAAGCACUAUUUUUGUUUAAGAAUCUUACAACUUGUAAAUGUGACAAAAGUCACCAAUGUGAACCAGAUAUUAAAGGGGAUGGAUAACUAUGACAGAAUCACAUGAUGUAAUGUAAUUGAUCAGGGUGCUCGGCAGCUUUGGGGCUUACCUGUCCAAUGAGGGCAUCACAUGAGUGGAUGACGGCCAAUCUGAUGAUCUUUACAUCCCCUCUUGUACCUCUUUGGGAAGUCUUUACAUCCCCACUGCUGCCGAGCUACCCAGCUGGCUGCAGUAAUCAAUGCCAGGGUAGACAAUGAGCUGCCCAUACCUGGAGUCAGUUAGGCUUUGAAAGACAAAAUUAACUACAAGGUGCUACAUAAUGUAGGCCCAAAUCCUGGCCAAGAAUUCAACAAGUACAAUAAGAUAUAAUAUUGAUCAAGACUGGCAGAAAAUGUGGUCUGAAGCUUCACUAUGUUCUGUAGGCCUGAUUCAUAGAUGUACGCAAAUGAUGAUGCAGCUGUGAUUUAGUACACAGCAGUGGCGUGCGGUGAGGUCAGUGGCUGGUGAGGCAAUGAAUCCCGCCGAUGACCCCUACCGCAGCCAAGCUGAUGCCUUCUACCGCCCCCAAGCCAAUGCCUGCUACUGCCAUCGCCCCUGAUGCCUGCUACUGCUAAAUGCUGCCACCACCGCUAAUGGCCUAUACAAUUGCCGCCAUCAAUUGCCCUUGCCGCCAUUUCACAUCUUAGUCCGAUGCCACCAACGCCAGCAGCAUGGCUGCUCACCAAACAGGUGGCUAAUAUGUUGUACAUUUUUAUAAAAUAAAAAACAAAUAUUAGUGUUUGGGACUGGGGAGGGAGUGGAAGGAGCACAUGAAUGCAAUUUUGUCCAUUGCUGCAGUAAUCCCGCGGGGUUGUGUCUAUGUUACCUUCGUGCUCAGGACCUGGAAGUGACAAAACGAGAGGGCAGGAGAGAACUUCCGCCCUUACAGCACUUAAAUGUUUUCUUCGUUCUCCGUUCGUUUGGGGUAAUUAUUUUUUUCUAUGCAGCAUUGAACCCUCCCGGGCUCGCUUCGCUCGCCGCGCUUCGUGCUCGGUGUCUCGCUUCGCUCGCCACCGUUUACUAUUCCAAAUAGAUUGUGGCAUUGACCCAGGGGGUUAUGGGAAAGGUCCUCUCCACGAAGGUAAACUAGACGCUACCAAUCCACCGUGGGCAAACGUAAGAGUUGCGAGGGGGGUUUCCGUGUGUGUUACACACACACAUAUAAAUUCUCCUCCCACCAUUUAACCCUAACACACACACCCCGUGCCCAGCCUACGUCUAACCUACCCCACCCCUGUAGCCUAACCCAAACCCUCCGCUGGUAUACUGACUGUUGGGAUCCCGACUGCAGGGAUCUUGACCGCAUCCCAGUAUAGGUCUAUUCCUAAUUUGGACUGCAGAAUGCCGCGUUCCCUACCACGCUUUGACUGCGGACUGUCUCCACACCGCACACACACUUUCACUGCAGAAUACACACACACACUCGGACUGUAGACUGUCGCAAUCCCACAUACAUACACAUUACACACACACUCAGACUGCCCUCACACACACACACACCUGGACUGUAGAUCACACACACACACACACACACACACACACACACACACACACACACACACACACACACAUUCUGUGACUGCAGGCUGCCCCCCUCCCCCAUACACACUAGGACAGUGCUGGUCACACACACACACACACACACACACACACACACACACACCUGGACUGUAGAUCACACACACACACACACACACACACACACACACAUUCUGUGACUGCAGGCUGCCCCCCUCCCCCAUACACACUAGGACAGUGCUGGUCACACACACACACAGACCUGGACUGUAGAUCACACACACACACACACACACACACACACACACACACACACACACACACACACACACACACACUGUGACUGCAGGCUGCCCUUCUCCCCCAUACAUACUAGGACAGUGCUGGUCACACACACACAUCUGGACUGUAGAUCACACACACACACACACACACACACACACACACACACACACAUAUACUGUGACUGCAGGCUGCCCCCCUCCCCCAUACACACUAGGACAGUGCUGGUCACACACACACACACACACACACACACUCUCUGUGACUGCAGGCUGCCCCCAACCACCAUACACACUAGGACAGUGCUGGUCACACACACACACACACACACACACACACACACACACACACACACACACUCUGUGACUGCAGGCUGCCCCCAUACACACUAGGACAGUGCUGGUCACACACACAAACACACACUGUGACUGCAGGCUGCGCCCCUCCCCCAUACACACUAGGACUGUGCUGAUCACACACACACACACACACACACACACACACACACACACACACACACACACACACACACACUGUGACUGCAAGCUGUCCCACUCCCCCAUACACACUAGGAAAGUGCUAGUCAUACACACUGUGACUGCAGUCUGCCCCCCCUCCCCCCACUCGUACUGCAGCUUAAACAAUGUGUCUGCAGACUGUCCCCCCCCCCCCCAUUCCCAACACACAAACUCUGCCUGCCCCACUCCCAUGCUAUAAGAGGAAGCUGGUACCUGUGUACUGGUGGCAGCUGUGCUGUCUUGAAGUCCGGAGUCUGGAGCUGAGGAGGAGGGCUGCCUGUUCCCCUGCUGCACUGCUCGGUACACAACACAUGGGGGCUGGGAAGAGCAGCCGAGGACAGCUCACAUUACAGCCCCAGCGUUCAGUGCCCAAUCACAUAAGAUCAGGGACAGGGGCGUGCUUUCAUAUGAGCUGACAGCACGCCCCUGUCACAGAGGCACUGCUAUUAGGUGCCGCUUCCAGGGUUUUUCUUCAUGAGUUUUUGCUGCACAAUGCUUGGCCCCGCCCCCCGCUUCCGGACUAUUCACACUGACAUCGGGAGGCACCAAGAGCAGUGCCUCCCACACACAUUAAGACAUGUUUAUACAUAGUAAAUUUAUAUAAAUGCUAAAGGAUUAACUAUUAAAAUAAUACUAAGAAGAUAUUCUGUGUCAUAAGUAUCUUCUUAGUAUUAUUUUAAUCAUUAUGACAGGGGAGGCACUGCCUCCCCUGCCUCCCCUGACUGCACGUCCCUGGUACACAGUGGCUAUGCAAAGAUAUGAAAAUAUUGUAGCUGCUGAAAUUUGUACUCAGACGACCACUGCUUGUGUACAAAGACAUCAGAUCGAUAAUCAAGCUUCUGCGUAAUACUGUGGUUGUGCAGCAUGGCCAUCGGAAACAAGACGCUGUAGCUAUUAUAACAGCAUAUGGGAUCACAGUUGCAAGCUGUGACUGGCCCCCCGAAGUGGCCACAACAUGCCUGUGUUUGAGUCACCGUUCCCCCGUCACCCCACACAAACGCUCCCUGCCUGUCAUUCACUUUACAGACAGAUCCUUACUGCGACCACUGCUACUAGACCAUCGCUGCACCUGUGCAGUGCGACAUAUACUAAUGUACAGUGGCAAAUAGUCACUCCACAGUGUAGGGCAGUGGCAUUGUGUACAUCUCUUAAUCAGGCACAUAGUCUGCAGCCAUUGGGUGAUAGAAAUUAUUCAGCUCUAUAGGACUUGUCUAUGUGACUCAGACCUCAAACAGUAGGAUUUGGGUGCUAUAUGCAGAGUGACCCUGUGUACCGAAGGACCCACUUUAAUAUGCUCAAAGUAUGGUAGUUAAAACAUAAGCUAUAAGAAUGUACAAGUGGUCACUUAUACUUUUUCAUCGAUGCCCCCCAAAAGAUUUCUAUUGAUGGUCAUAAUGGGUUGUCAGGGACAAAGGUGAUGUAUAUCAUACAGCUGGACCUUAUAAAGGUCACUAUAUCUAAAUUACAACACAUCUAUUCUGUGUAUUUUCUCCUGUAAUAGAGCUGUUUUCUAUUAUUGGUCUAAUCUGCCUUCAAUUUGUCCUUCAAGCCUAACCAUCAUGACAUCUGCUGUACAUGGAAUAUCCUUUCCCAAACUUAUUACAGACACUGACAUUUUGUCCAACUUCCUGAAACUUUUACUUCUAGCCGAGUAAGUGGUGCAGCAAUUCUAUUCUAUAACGAGACCUUCAUGUUAGGUUUAAUGGCCCAUUAAAGUUCCUCAAUACUGUGGUCUUUGAUCUGAGAUUCAGUUUAGUGCCUGUUGGUAAAGUUUAGAAUAUUCCUGAUCACAGAGUCACCUUUGUCUUUUCAACAAGUCCUCAAUAGGUAGAGUGUUUACUUGGCAAUCAAACCACUUUUUUUUUUUUUUAAAGAUAAAACUGCCUUUCAUAUGGCUUGUAUCACUGAAUGUUAGACGAGAACUACUGUAUACAAAUAUUCUAGUACAUUUGUCUUUUUAAUUAAUAAUGGGUCUUUAUUGUUAUUAGAGAUUUAUAAAUUAAGAAUUAAAGUUUGUAAAAUACUUUUUGUACAUAUUUAUGAUCUGAUUUCAAGUGCAAUAUUUUGUUCUGUACAGUGUUUAAUAAAUAUUUUGGGACUUGUAUUUUCUUAUUACCAAAUCAUUUCAUUUGUUUCCUACUUUGUAUUUAAAGUCAAAAUAUGACAAUUUAUAGCACUUUUUUUGUUUGUUAUGACAAAUGUGUCUUUAGUUAAGCAUGCAUGCAAUAUGGAAGAACAAUGCUAUCAUUUGUUAUUAUUACAAAUAAUUGGACAUUCCUGCAGAGCCUGUUAUUCUUAUAAGAAGCAAUGUUUUUUUGUCUCAUGAAAAGAUUUACAGUAUUUUGGCAAUAAACAUAUACUUGUUAUUCUGACAAAAAAAAAAAAUUCUCCUGGCAUUAAUGAUAUAUUUCAUUCUCUUGUGCAGGUAUCAGAUUUGUAUUUGUUUGGAAAAAAAACUUUGUAAGUGGAAGUUAUUUUAUAACGGUGAUUAAGUCAGCAGCAUUAUAAUAUUGUCUCCGCAAAAUAAACCAAAGGUUAAAAAAAACUAUCUGUUCUGCUCAUAAUAUUGUUCUGCCAUAAAUUCUACACACCAAUAAAAAAAAUUAAUCUACUGUA